AUGCGCGCCAUCCAAACAACAGCCUGGGGCCAGGCACCAGCCUUCACCUCAUCCGCCGCGUCGCCGCCCGAACCCACCUCCACCCAAGUCCAGGUCAGAGUCCUGGCCUCCGGCCUCCACCGCCUGGUCCGCAGCCAGGCCCUAGGCCAGCACUACAGCUCGCGCAACACUGGGUUGCCCUACACGCCGGGCUCCGACGGCGUAGGUCUCACUCCCGACGGCAAGAGAGUCUACUUUGUGUCCAUCGCGACGGGCGGCGGCUUCGCGGAGACGAUCAACGUGGAGAAGAAGAUGACGGUGGAGCUCAGCGAGGGCGCGGAUCCCGUGCAGGUGGCCGGAUUGGUGAAUCCGGGGAUGGCGAGUUGGAUGGCGCUCAGGACACGCACGCAGGGCGUGGUGGGUGUGAAGAAGGGGUGGAGUGUCGUGGUGCUGGGGGUGACGAGCCAGAGCGGGAAGGUGGCGGUGCAUUUCGCGCGCAAGCUCGGUGCUACCAGAGUGGUGGGUGUGGCGCGGGAUGGUAAGAAGAUGGCGGCGCUGGGCCUGGAUGAGGCGAUCGUGCUCAAGGACAAUGCGGCGGAGACUGACUGGGCUAAGAUGGGCGACGUGGAUGUCAUUCUCGACUAUCUGUACGGUGGCGCCGCGACCGCGUGUUUCAACGGCUUGAAUAGCAAGGUGCCGACACAAUACGUACAGGUCGGCAGCCUGGCGGGCUUGGAGACGAGUUUUCCGUCAGCGGUGUUCAGAAGCAAGAAUCUGACCAUCCGAGGCAGUGGGCCAGGCGCGUGGAGUAUGCAGGAAUUUGGAGGUGAAGUCAAGGAUUUGGUGGCGGCCGUGGAGGGACUCGAGGAGCAGGAUCUUAAGGCGAGAGGCUUGGAAGAUGCGAAGGAGGCAUGGGACAAUGACAGGGAGAGGACCGUCUUCGUGCCAUGA
Messenger RNA from Cyphellophora europaea CBS 101466, 930 nucleotides. RefSeq lists its product as uncharacterized. The transcript has a single exon. Lineage: Eukaryota; Fungi; Ascomycota; Eurotiomycetes; Chaetothyriales; Cyphellophoraceae. Gene Ontology annotation, molecular function: oxidoreductase activity. The record is from RefSeq and is a predicted model, not a curated record. Bases 1 to 930 code for a protein of 309 amino acids.